UGCACGCAUAGCAACAUGCAUUCUUUAGUACGUGGUGUGUGAGUGGUGAACCGAAACGCAAAUUCAGUGAUUGAUGUCAAAUUCUUACUUCUAUGAUGUGCAUAUUAUCACCUAUUAACGCAUUUUGGGAGUGAGGUAUAUGUGUUAUUAAAAAAAAAGAACCGAGAGAGAAGUUUGAAAGCACACUGAUGAUGGCUGAUGUCAACUCAUCGGAUCUCGUAAGUCUCCAGGAUGGGAUCAAGAUUAUCAAAGUGCCCGACCUAGUGAACGAGACCAAUCAUGUGGUGUUUGCACAGUACACCAGCGAGCCACUGUCCCCGGAGAAGCCCUACUUUAGAGUCAAAGUUGUUCAAUUAGCCAAAGAAGCUGUCAUCGCGAUUGGUAUCAGCAAAGAGACGGAUUUAGAUGCAGAGGAUGUGGAGGAUGAUGAGGUGGACAAAUCCUCCAAGAGGAAGAGCGACGCGGUGGUCUACUUCAGUGACGAUGGAAGCAUCUCUAGCCCGGCAAACAGCUCCAAGGAGUUUGUGCAGACUUUUGGCCAGGGUGAUGUUGUGGGUCUGUACAUUGACUACCACUCCAAGCACAAGUCCUUAGUUUGCGUCUCAAAGAACGACCAGCUUGUCCACCGCCGGUGGCUGGCCCUGAAGGAGGAGUUCCUGCUACCCACCAUCAACGUCUGGUGGGGGACGGCCGAGCUGCAUGUGGAUUGGCUCAGCUCCUCACCACCAAUAUCCUCACUGGAUAACCUAUCGGACUGGAACAUGCCUGAUACAGUCACGGCAAACGACAACCUGCUGAGCCUACGGACGUCAUCCAAAGUGGCUGCCAUCCAAGCACCAUACCCUCUUCAUAAAAGCUCAACCCAGUACGUGGAAAUGACCAUUGUGUCGAUGGGGGAGGAGGCUGCAAUAGGCCCCGUGAUUGGUCUGACAUCAGCCCUGCUGGAUGAUAACAGGCUUCCAGGGACGAUGAUGGAGGCAGUUGGAUAUAGCGGAGUGGACGGGACAAUUUACUUUGAAACUCCUGAAAAUGCCACCCAACUGGGUGAGAAUUGCAAGUGCAGUGCGGGGGACACCAUGGGCUGUGGCCUGGUGUUUGUGGACACUGUCGUCGCUAACCCACGCUUGCCGGCCAACGUCAUCGUCUACUUCACCAAGAACGGUCAGGUGGUCAACCAGCGCUCUCUGGAUCAACCAAUGGGAGGCUUCUAUCCUACGAUUGGUCUAGCGUGUCAAGGUUGCACUGUCAAAGUGAACACUGAGUGUCCAACACCGUCCGCUCUCGACAUUGAUGCGUGGAGGGCCGAAGCAAUCAAGAAGACCAUGACGUUUGGUGGAUUUGGUCCAUUAGGUCCCCAACAAUCCCAUGGUCCGAAGCACAUAGAGGGACAGAAAUCGGGUCACUACCGCUUCAAUGAGCUGCUAGGAGUCCCCACCAACGACGUGAUCAGGCUGAAGGAGAACACUCACAAAAAGCAGCUGAUACAGCUGUUGAAAACGAUGACGCCCGAGCAGCCAUACUUCACAGUGACCAUCACAGAGGACGAUCCUGAUGGUAGAGUAGUGAUGGGCAUAAGUCGGGAUGGACAGAGUGUUGGCGACAUGCCAGGGGGUCUGGUGGAUUCGGUCGGUUACUCCUGCGAGGGUCAAAUCUGCAACGGCGUAGAUUACUUCAAGACUGACAAAUAUACCAAAGGUGAUGUAGUUGGAUGCUACGUGGAGUACUUCAGCGAAUCAGUCAAGAUUGUGCAAUUUGUCAAGAACGGUCAGUUGGUGGGUCUGACCUCACUGACCGGUGGGAGUCGGGACCUGUACCCUAGCCUAGGGUUUGUGGGAGAACCCUGCGCCGUGAAGGUCACGUGGCCUGAAUCUAGACCCAGCCCGCCUGCGACGUUUUCCAAGGACAAGCUGUCCAGUUGGAUGAAGUGUACUGGGCUUUGCAUCCGUGACUCCAGACUCAGUGUACUGAAGAAGAUGAGAAGGUUACGAGCCAUGUGUUUGCGAUCACCCCAACCUCUUACCAGGGCCUGGAGCUAUUUUGAAGUGGUUGUCCACUCCAAGUUAUUGUCCACUCCGACCCAGAAGGUCAGCAAAGCCCCGGUCAUCGGACUGACCAACGACAUGGGCAUCAAACCGUUCAAGAAACUGACCCACGACGAGGCCACCAGGGACAUCCGAUACUACUGCAACAGCAAUAGUAUCGGCUUCAAAGACGCCCUGUCUCACAAUAUGCUGUCCCAGAAGCAGUACCUUGAGAGUGGGGACCGUCUGGGCUUCGGUAUCGUCUACCCGUCCGUGAAGAACCAACCAAACGAUCGCGCCCAACAAGUCGUGGUGGUCUACUGCGCUAUCAACGGCAUUGUCAUCCACCACCAGGCCAUGCAGCAACCCGCGGGGGGAUUCUAUCCCAUCAUCUCACUCUACAAGUAUGGAAGUGAGGUUGACAUCAUAAACAGCUGCAGCCCGCCCUCUAUGGGUGACAUAAGCAACUGGCUAGCAGAUGCCGAGCAUCUCGGGAAGGCGAUUACCCAGGCCAAGAAAGACGCAGCUGGAGACCACAAACAGACAGCAGAGGACAGACAGGCCCGGCCGGCCUCCCCAGCAGAACGCACCCAAAACCACCUCAACAAAUACAAGAUCUAUAUCUACUGUGACCCUGUGCGCUACAAUGAGGCUACACACAUACAGGCAAAAUUGGAGACCAAAGGUUUCGCCACCGUUCUGCCACAGAAGGACGCCCUCAACAACUCCACCCUGACCUCUGACCUGACAGCCUCCGUCAAGACCUGUGACUCGCUGGUAUGCUGCCUGGGGCCUGAGAUAGGCACCAGCCAGCGGGCGGUUACCGUCUUGGACGUGUGCAAGGCGAGCGGUCGACCCAUACUGCCUUGCAUCCUGGCCCACGUGGCGUGGCCGCCUGAGGGGCUGACGCAGGAGCACUUCCAAAUGCUGACACUGGACAAAAUCGAGAUGACGCAGGAUUUUGAUUGGGGUGUAGAGCAGGUCGCGGAGAAAACCCUGAACCUCAAGGGCAAAGGCUACAACGGGAAGCUCAUCAAGGUGGAGCUGGGCGACGCUGCUAAGAUGCUCUACACUGAUGCACAGAAAGGGGACAAGACGGCUAACAAAGAGAGCGAUCCAGACGCACUGAAGACAGCGGUGGCAGACGCCGAUCGCAGGAAGGCCACGUCGUUUGGUAACACCUCCCCCAAUGGUUCCCCACCCCAGGACAAACCCCUGAGCAGACCCCAGAGCGUCACACCAGCGGGCAAAGCCAACAGGGCGUCGUCGGGGAAACCCAGAGCACAAUCUGCCGGGGUCGGAGGUCAAGGGUCGGGGUCUGUUCAGAAAUCCAAAAUGUGCUCCAUCUUGUGAAGAUUCUUCAUUUUUCAUCGCUAUGAUAUGUCUUUUUAGGAACUUAUUUCAGGGCCUUGGAAAUGAAUUUGGGAAAAAGGGGCCAAAGGUUUGGUAGGCAUGCCACUUUUAGUUUAAAUAUCCGAUUUUUGGAAAACUCUGACCAAACGUAAUAUUUUAAGCACAAAUUGGGUUUGUCCAAAUCCGCUGUGUGGAGAAAGAUUACAACCACACAUUUUUAUACUUAUCAAAAGAAACUUGUAAAAAAUUUUGAAAUGCAAAACGCUAAUUUUCUGUGUUGCUCAAAAAUUAAAUUCAAGUGUGAUAAUUAAUGCAUGUGCUGUUAAAGGAAGUCACAUCGUACGUGUAGAUGCAUGAUUUCAGGAGUGUACAUUUUUUUUAUAAAGAGGAAAUUUUACAAAAAAAGCAGCUACGUAUAUGUGUAUAGCAUUUAUGCUAUUUCUCUUGGAGAAGAAAUGAUGCACCGGUGCAAUAGGAAGAGUGUUCCUAUGUGAAAUUGUGUGUACCUAAAAGUAUUUUAGUUUUGUUUCUGUUCACAUCCGUAAUCAAAUUAGCUCUAUUUUACAUGUUUGAAUUUGGAUAACCAUUGUGUAAAUUUGCAUUUUUAUCGAGUUUAUGCUACAUGUGUGUUUUUGGUUUUAAAAGGGGACGUGAAAUUAUCCCCCCUAAAUUCCCAAAGACCAAAAUUGUGUAAACCAAAUUUAAGGGAGUUUGUCUUUUAGAAACCGAUUGAUAUUUAUGUGUUGGUCUCUCCCUGAGCAGUCUAAGGAAUAUCCCCUUGCAUUACAAGGGGUAAAGGGGUAAAAAUUAUGCAAAACAAGACUGCGUCUUGACCUCGAGAUUCUGACCAUUCAGCGGGCCCCUCAUCAAGUUAACCUAUUGUAUUGCAAAAACAUGGCAGUCAAAUUGACCAAUCAACAGCUUAGUCCACGUUUCUGAUCGCAAUGACGUCACAAUUUCUAAAGUAAACUCCUAUUGGCUGGCGCGUGGGGUCACAUAAAAUUUGCAUGCUCACAUAAUUAUAUCAGACAUUGGUUACGGAGAGGGCUCUGCUGCACACUGGAUGAUACUCGGACUACCCCUGAGCCCCUCCCCUAAAAAGUCACUGUUUCUUGAUAGGUUUUUUUUAAUGGAAAAGGUUAAUUAUGUGACCAUCAUGGCUAUGUGACUUGAAGAACAUUAAUAGAAUUACUCUCCAUUGUUCUUAUUUGCCCUAUAGUUCUUUUGUAUUAAGUCACAGUGUGGGAAUUUUUUAAACGUGCAAAUCAAAUGGCACAAAAAUGUUGCCAAAUGCCAUCAAGAACACCUUGUUUUUUGUUUCUGGUAAUGAAACCAAGGAUUCCUCAAAAGCGCCCUAGGCACUGUAGCUCGCGAGCCUGAAGAAACCUGUAGAGAGAAGACAAUGAGAAGAAAUUACAGUUUUACAGGGAGGAAAACCCUAGAAAGAUAUUCUGGGGAAAACCUACGGAAUCAGAUGCUAGAAAACCCAAACCACAUGUGGCCAGGGCAGGAAUCAAACCCGGGUCACAACGGUGGAAGGCGAGGAAAGAACCGCUGCGCCAACCUGACUCUCUGUUAACUUCCAGAAUAUAAUAAAGUCAAACACCUUUAUAACAAGGUCCUUGGGACUUUACAAAUGACCUUGUUAUAACAGGUACCUUGUUAUAACAGGUACCUUGUAUUAACAGUAAUGGGGAGCAAAGACUUGGCACCUAAAAUGUUGUUUGUUAUAAGCAGAAUGUUGUAAUUACAGUGCUCUUCUUAUCAGGGUUCGACUGUAGUAUUCAAAUUAACAUACCAAAAAAAAAACAGUUUUGUGAUCAGUUGAACAUGCCCUAAACAAUAGUAUUUGCAUAGGUCUUCCAGAUAUAUUGCUAGUUGUUCACGGUCAGAGGUCUUGAAGAAGAAAGGAACCUAUUCUAAAGCCCGAUUCUAAGCGCUGGGAUUUUUCCAGAUUUGUAGAUUACAGAAAGGAUCCACGAAACAAGCACUUCUAAUGUUGAGAGGCAAGUGGAUGUAUGAUUAGAAACUGUUUUUCUGUUGUCACAUUUAUCAGACAUAAAUCAUUUGCCGUCCAUAAAUUACACUUCUGUGACAAUCAUAAAUAUACUCCAGCAAAAUCUGAAUAUUUGUUUUGCUGUAGUUAGGCCUUUUAUGAACUUACGGACUUGGGUUCGGUUUGCAUGAAGGUUUUUUUUCUUUCUGUAUUUGAUUAUUCAUUCAUGUUUGACAUCACUGUUCACAUCAUUACAGUGUUUUCUGGUCUUUUAUUUGAUAUUGGAAAGUA
Patiria miniata (bat star) is the source of this 5661-nucleotide messenger RNA. RefSeq lists its product as uncharacterized. Gene Ontology annotation, molecular function: protein binding. The transcript is spliced from 19 exons. Bases 189 to 3374 code for a protein of 1061 amino acids. NCBI's taxonomy places the organism in Eukaryota, Metazoa, Echinodermata, Asteroidea, Valvatida, Asterinidae. The record is from RefSeq and is a predicted model, not a curated record.